AUGGCACGCUUUACCACACUCCUUUUUGUGUUUCAUCAGUUACUUCCAUUCGCAAAUAGCUCUCCAGCUCCUAUUAUUCAUCAGGUUGCCCCUCACAUAGCCGCUGAUUCAAACUGGUGGCUAGAAAGUAUUGCUAGAAAAGGUAAGGUCGCCUAUGGUACAUCAUCUCACCAGGUCUUUCGCAAUGUGAAGGACUUCGGGGCAAAGGGUGACGGCACUACCGAUGACACUGCUGCGAUCAAUGCUGCCAUAACUCAAGGAUCUCGCUGUGCUCAAGGGUGCGACUCAUCUACUAUAACUCCUGCAUUGGUCUACUUUCCAUCCGGCACCUACAGUAUCAGUGAACCGAUUGUACAGCUAUACUACACCCAACUCGUCGGAAAUGCAGUCACACCUCCCACCAUCAAGGCUACCUCUGGUUUCAAGGGAAUGGCUCUUAUCGACUCUAAUCCAUAUACAGAAGGAGUCAAUUGGUACACUAAUCAGAAUAAUUUCUACCGACAAAUUCGCAAUUUUAUGAUUGAUACGACAGCUAUGCCUGUUGAUCGUGGAGCAGGUAUCCAUUGGCAAACCGCUCAAGCUACAUCUCUACAGAAUAUUAUCUUCAAUAUGAGAACUGAUGGAGGCACUAAUAAUGCCCAGCUGGGGAUAUUUAUGGACAACGGAUCUGGAGGAUUCAUGUCCGAUCUAACUUUUAACGGCGGGAAGUAUGGCGCUUUUUUUGGAAGCCAGCAAUUUAUGACUCGCAACUUAAUAUUCAACAAUUGUCAAACUGCCAUAUUUAUGAACUGGAACUGGGCCUGGACUCUUUCAGGUGUCACCAUCAACAACGCAGGUAUCGGCAUAGAUAUGUCAAACGGAGGUUCUGGUGCGCAAACUGUAGGAUCCGUUCUGCUGGUAGACAGUAAAAUUUCCAACACACCUAUAGGUGUCUCUACAGCGUACUCUACUUCUCAAAGCGUCACUAAUGGCACUCUUAUUCUGGACAACGUCGACUUUUCUGAAAAUGUCCCUGCUGCAAUCUCUGAUGCGGCAAGCAAAAAUACUAUCCUGGCUGGUAAUGCAAAGAUAUCUUCUUGGGCUCAGGGACAUCAGUAUGAAGCUGGUACACAGGGAAGAGCAGUUCAGGAAAAUUUCGCUGCAACUUCUAAGCCAGCAUCUCUUUUAGACGCCUCUGGAAACGUCUUUACUCGCUCUAAACCGCAAUAUGCUGAAGUACCUUUAACUUCUUUCAAAAGUGUCAAAGAUGCGGGCGCGAAGGGUGAUGGUGUCACUGAUGAUACUGCGGCAAUUCAAGCAGCUUUCAAUUCAGCUAAGCCAUCUGACGUAGUCUAUUUUGAUCACGGCGCAUAUGUUAUCACGAACACUGUUAAAGUACCGAAGGAUAUUAAGAUUACUGGCGAAAUAUGGCCAAUGAUCAUGGCCGGAGGCACCGCUUUUUCAGACGCUUCAAAGCCAACACCAGUAUUUCAGAUUGGUCAGGAUGGUGACAUAGGAUCGGUUGAGAUAUCUGAUAUGAUUUUCGAAACUCAGGGUCCACAGCCAGGUGCUAUCAUGAUACAGUGGAAUGUUGCGCAAUCUUCCCCUGGCUCGGUUGGAAUGUGGGAUGUUCAUGCACGUAUCGGGGGCUCUGCUGGGUCUAAAUUACAAACUGAUACAUGCUCGAAAAACCCAACUAGUACUUCAGUAAACCCAGCAUGCGAAGGUGCAUUCUUACUUCUGCAUGUCACUCCGAAAGCCUCCAUUUAUUUAGAGAACAAUUGGUUUUGGGUCGCUGACCAUCAACUUGAUGGACCUAAUUUCAAUCAACUAACUAUCUACAACGGUCGAGGUGUACUCAUUGAAUCGGCAAAGGGACCUGUGUGGAUGUACGGAACUAGCUCGGAGCAUAAUGUCUUGUACAACUAUCAGAUAUCGAACGCUAAUAAUGUGUAUAUGGCUCUCAUUCAGACCGAAACUCCUUAUUUCCAAGGUAAUCCGGAUGCCAGCAAGCCAUUUGCACCUAUGGCACAAUAUCAUGAUCCAAUUUUCAAUGGACCAACUACUGCAAACAAGGCCUGGGGCCUUCGUGUAACAGAUUCCUCUGAUGUUUUGGUCUAUGGAGCUGGCUUAUACAGCUUCUUCGAAAAUUACGAUCAAACUUGUGUAACAGCGGGCAAUUGCCAACCCAAUAUGGUCUCACUUGAAAAUUCUUCCAAAAUAUACUUUUACGGAUUAUCAACAAAGGCUUCUUCCGCUAUGGUUACUAUCAAUGGAGCCCAAGCCGCAAUGGACAAAGAUAAUAGAAAUAACUUUUGUGCUACUAUUGCUAGGCUCUCUAUUUAA
Messenger RNA from Blumeria graminis f. sp. triticale, 2325 nucleotides. NCBI's taxonomy places the organism in Eukaryota, Fungi, Ascomycota, Leotiomycetes, Helotiales, Erysiphaceae. The record is from the annotation of a GenBank genome assembly.